AUGUCUGUCUCCAUCGAAACCACUGAUAUUUCCCCCGCCCCUGCCAUCAAGCAAGAUGGACCCUGUCUUGGCUCUACAUCCAGAAUGCCUGAAUUCAGCCUGGCGGGAAAGGUUGUUUGUGUCUCGGGUGCAGCCCGUGGUCUUGGUCUGACUCAGGCUGAAGCCCUGUUGGAAGCCGGCGCCAAAGUGUACGCUUUGGACCGCCUGGAGGAGCCUUCGCCAGAUUUCUACAAAAUCCAGAAGCGUGCUAGGGAGGAAUUAAGCACAGAACUGCACUACCGUCGGAUUGAUGUCCGUGACACUGAACUGCUGAACAAUGUUAUCGAAGCAAUCGGCCAGACGGAAGGCCGCUUGGAUGGUCUGGUUGCUGCCGCCGGCAUUCAGCAGGAAACCCCGGCUCUCGAAUACACAUCCAAGGACGCCAACAAGAUAUUCGAAGUAAACGUUACUGGUGUGUUCAUGACCGCUCAGGCAGUUGCCAAGCAAAUGAUUCGAUUUGGAAACGGAGGCAGUAUUGCACUAAUUGCAAGCAUGAGUGGCACUGUUGCCAAUCGGGGUCUCAUCUGCCCAGCCUACAACGCUAGCAAGGCCGCUGUGCUUCAGCUAUCCCGCAACCUCGCCAUGGAGUGGGGUCAGUACAAGAUUCGUGUCAACACCAUCUCACCCGGCUAUAUUAUGACAGCUAUGGUUGAGAAUCUGUUCGUCGAGUUCCCUGAGCGUCGCGACGAAUGGCCUAAGCAGAACAUGUUGGGACGUCUGUCUUCUCCGGAGGAGUACCGCGGUGCUGCCGUCUUCCUUCUUAGUGACGCCAGCAGCUUCAUGACUGGAAGCGAUCUGCGCAUCGAUGGUGGUCACUCUGCUUGGUAG
Aspergillus tanneri is the source of this 867-nucleotide messenger RNA. RefSeq names its product putative short chain dehydrogenase. Bases 1 to 867 code for a protein of 288 amino acids. Gene Ontology annotation, cellular component: intracellular anatomical structure. Gene Ontology annotation, molecular function: oxidoreductase activity, acting on NAD(P)H, oxygen as acceptor. The transcript has 3 exons. NCBI's taxonomy places the organism in Eukaryota, Fungi, Ascomycota, Eurotiomycetes, Eurotiales, Aspergillaceae. The record is from RefSeq and is a predicted model, not a curated record.